Chrysemys picta bellii (western painted turtle) is the source of this 6549-nucleotide messenger RNA. NCBI's taxonomy places the organism in Eukaryota, Metazoa, Chordata, Testudines, Emydidae. The record is from RefSeq and is a predicted model, not a curated record.
GACCUGGCAGAAAGGUAGUGGGGGCUCCCCUCGGGGCCCUCGUUGUACAGUCCCUGUAGUGGAGUCCUUCCCUAGAAAUUAGGGAAAGAAGUCCCCCAGGACAAUAUUUUUCCCUGUAUGUUUUCCCUUACCCUAGAAACUCCCUCAGGCAGAGAGGUCCAGAAGCCACCCCCUCUUCCUCAGACCUUCCCUCAUGGCAACAAGUGGAGCCAAUUGUAUAUGAAAGUAAAAGAUUCUGCUGAAGGAAGCUGUAAAUUGGGGAGACCACCCUGGGACCCCCAUUCCCUUCCUAUCCUGAAGGGGAGAUAUGCACUGCAUUACAACAAUCAAAGCCAGCUUGAACCUGCAUUUGGUGAAUUUCUCCCUCCAUCCUCCCCAUACCUAUCCUCUCAUCACAGACCUAUCCGUGAGAGAAUCUUGGGCUAUGCUGAGGAGCCCUGUUAUCUCUGGUUCGUCAUGGAGUUCUGCGAAGGGGGAGAUCUGAAUCAGUACGUGCUCUCGCGGCGACCGGACCCAGCCACUAACAAGAGUUUCAUGCUACAGCUAACCAGCGCAAUUGCCUUCCUGCACAAGAACCAUAUUGUGCACAGGGACCUGAAGCCAGACAACAUUUUGAUCACCGAGAAGUCUGGCACCCCGGUUCUCAAGGUGGCAGACUUCGGACUCAGCAAGGUCUGUGCUGGCCUGACGGCUCGGGGCAAGGAAGGUGGGAAUGAUAACAAAAAUGUGAAUGUGAACAAGUACUGGCUAUCUUCAGCCUGCGGCUCUGACUUCUACAUGGCCCCUGAGGUCUGGGAGGGACACUACACAGCCAAGGCAGACAUCUUUGCCCUGGGCAUCAUCAUCUGGGCCAUGAUUGAGAGGAUAACUUUCAUCGAUGCAGAGACCAAGAAGGAGCUACUGGGGACCUACAUCAAGCAGGGCACAGAGAUUGUGCCCGUUGGGGAAGCACUGCUAGAAAACCCAAAGAUGGAGUUGCAUAUCCCCCAGAAACGCAGGACUUCCAUGUCUGAGGGAAUCAAGCAACUCUUGAAAGACAUGUUAGCUGCUAACCCACAGGAUCGACCUGAUGCCUUCGAGCUUGAAACCAGAAUGGACCAGGUUACAUGUGCUGCUUAAAUUCAGGGCCAAGCAUUAGUGCAUUUUGCAAUUGGGUUUAUUUACCAGGGACCUACAAUCUCCAUUACUUACAUGCAGAGAGGGAAGAAGACGGUAUUGAAGAUCACCUGACAACAGGAUCUCUGGCAAUGGGAAGUUUUCCGUUUGUUUUGGUCACGUGAGAUUUCAGAAGAAUAGAAUCUUUGCAGCCCAGUUGGUUACAAGACUAUUGAAUGAGGUCAAGAAGAACAGGUUUCUCUUCCCCCACAUCCCCACCCCUUUCCCCCACCGUUUCAGCCUUGUUAUUCAACUAGAAUGCUACAGGGUCUUCUGGGAAAGACUUGUGUCUUUUUACCAACACUGAUUGGAAUUAGAAUCUCUGCAAAGCAUUCCCUCAGCUGCUGACAAGUACCAAGGCUCAAAGUCCGGAUGUGCCCAAGUUUGUUUUUUAAAGUUAAUAUUCUUUAUCUAGGGGAGAGAAGCUCACUGGGCUUGCUCUGUAGUUGGGAGAUUGUAGAAAAAGUAAAGUCUUUGAAGCCCCAUGUUGGAAACAAACAGUCAUGUGGCUCAGAACCUGAUGGCUCCUUAACAGGCAGGUGCUGCCCAGGUUAUAAAGCAAGUGACAUUAGAGUAGGGUAGCAAAAUUAACGAAAUGGAAGAGAAAUUGAUUAGGCAAGAUCGGUGCUGUAGUGGAAAGAGCCUUGUCGUCCCCGCACCCAAAUAAAAAAGGUCCGCUGUGGAAUUUGGCAGCUGAGAGACUAAUUCUGUAAUGGGCCUGUGGAGUGGAUGGGACAGAUUUUUCAGGUGACCAACUGAACUGUAGGGUGGAUGUAUAUGACAAAAGCAGAACGUAGCUGAAAAAAAAGAUCUGAAGUCACUUGUGCCAAACUUCAGCUGUGAAGGACUUGGCAGUAUUGGAGGUAGGGGGGCCGGACCGCUAGUCACUCACUGUAUGGUUUCAAGGCUCCUGCAGAAGCCUGUUUGCCCUUUGUGCAAUAACUGUGGUCUCCAAAGGGCAAGGAGAAUGCUGGCCAGGCUUGGUCAGUGGGAUGUAGGGGUAAGGAGGUGGGAAUCUCAAGUUUCCUGGCCUGCAUUUGGAGCCGCACUGACAUUCUGGGACUGACUCUGUGUGAUGGUUUGAGUAGCGCUUUAGACCUUGCUCAGCGUAAAGCACAGCACCCUUUUACCCUGUGAUUUCUUACACACGCUAGAAAUGUCUCCCCAAACUGCUGCAAACCCCUGCUGAGAUACGGGUCCAGGAGACACGAGUUGUGCUUCCAGACUAAAUCUCUCACCCGGUUACCGAAGUAUUGGUAGGAUGUGACUAGCUUCACAAUUAGAGAAGGGCCCUGCUGAGCUAAUCAGACACGAUCGUCACAGGAGUAACAGGCCUGCUGUCUGUGCGGACACUUCAGUCUUAUUUCUCUUCGUUGACAUUUUUGUGCGCCCGCUUGCUACUUGUCUGUCUACUCGGUAUGCUGUACCAUCCCAUAAAAGUGAAGGAGGCUGCAAUAACUCCAUUAGGGCUAGAUUAAGGAUGGUGUCUAGUUUUGUUUUUUAAAACCUGUAAGCCUUGACACCUCUGCUGAGCUUGAAUGCAGUGACCAGAGAAGAUUUGGGAGGCACCUUACCAGGAAGGUUGUGCUGUGCAUUAGGGGAAUAGCAGAGCAGUAGCAUAGAGUUGUCGUUAUGUGCUCCCCCCAUCUGAUUAAACACCUUGUGUUUUGAAGGUUUCACACAGAGACCGUAACCAGCAUAGCACAAGCCCACGAAUGGGACCCAGUCGCUCUUUCCUGCAACCCCCCCCCCCCGAGAUGCUUCUCUGUACUGUGGAUAGCCACAGUCAGACCUGAAAUACCCUCACUUCUUCCCAAGAUGGUUAUUUGGGGUUAGGACGUUUGGGUUUGGUUAUCAACCAGAGAGGACUGUCUGGCUUUGUAACUCGUCUGUUCAGUUUGGUUAGUCUACGUUUGAUUCCCAGCUUAGCGGGGCUGUUGAGCAGCAUCUAAGAUACUCCGGGGGGGGGGGUAAUGAAGGGGUGGAUUUUCUCACUACUGGAAGCCCCUCAUCCGUCACAGGGUGCACUGAAACAUAACACAGGUUUACGUGCUGUUCUGCCCGUUGUUUGUCCAUCCCCCUUGCUGUUUUCCUGACCCAUGUUCUUUAGAAGCACCCCAAUACUCCUGUUCACAAUAGAACUGGUCUUCCAUGUGACUGUCUACAUCAGGCGGCCUCCUGCAGGCAGAGGCUCUUUCCCCCAAGUCCAAGACUGUAUUAACUACACCUGGCUUAGGCCGAGAGUCUCAAGCUCGUAUUUCAACGCUCGCUUUGGGCCCUGAACCCAUGCUAGCUGUGCAUGGAUGGGACAACUGACAGCAGACGCCAGGCUCUAAGAGCAGGGCUCCUCAGUACAGCCUUUGCAACUGUUGGUUGCUAUGGCUACAUCCAUGGCUAGAACGCACCUGCUCACACAUGCCAGGAGGAAGCCCAAGGGAGAUGUUAUGGCACCGAAGGCAACUUCCAGGCAGACUCCUAGGAGAGCUGCUUUGACUUAGAGGGUGCUUGUCUCAGAACUUUCCAUUUAACCUGCUUACCACCUCCAGUGAGAUUUAAGCCAUCACCCACCAGAGGCUUCCAGUUCUGCUACUCCCUCAGAGGCUAUGCGCUCUCUCCAGCACCGCUGUAUGGGUGGGGAGGCAGAUUUCAAACCGAGGGAGUGCCACUUGCUUCAAGUCCUCACCUGCAGAGGAGGUACUAAGGAAUCCUUUUCGUUAGAUAUCCAUGAGUGCCCCCUUCCCCUCUCUGGAAACUUCAGUGAAGCCCUGACUACGCCCCGACUUAAAUGCACUGCUGGCAGAGCGUAUGGCUAGCCACCUGGUUAGUGUAAAGUCACCCUCUCAGCCCUGCCCUGAUUCCACCCACCUUCAGAUCUCACAUUUCCACUUCAGCUUUUGCAUCGCAGAUGUGUUUUGAAACCAGCUUGACGUUAGCUAGAUCGACCGUAGUGCCUUAUAGGCUUUAGAAAACACUUCCUAGGAAGAGUUCUAGGGCUGCUAGCCUUUGGCCAGUUGGGUCAUUUCUCCUUUCGUUUCUGUCAGUCUAAAUAUGCUUCUCUCCUUUGCUUUCCUGCCGAUGGCGGCUUUGCUGCAGAGUGCUCCACGUUCACUAGACUAGUGAGGAAGUCCUACAGUUUACAGGUAGUGGUGUCUCCCCAAACCUCACCUCUGAAUCCUCUGGGCCCUGCCCAACUCAUCCUAGGGCAACAGCAUCGAAAGAGGGAUUAGCUCUAAACCUGCAGCUUUCGCAAGGACAUAAAGCUUUCUGGGGAGGGGCAUCUCUUUCCUCUUGCUUGACAUCAUCUUCCUGCCCAGCUCCUCCACCUUGCUGCUGCUGGCGGAACCGUCUCCCCCCUCGUAUACAUUUUUGGCAUAAGGCUUUUGCAGCUGGGGAAAUUCCAGCUUCUGGGAAAAGGGGAGCUAAAGCAGAGGCUCAGGCCUGCCUGGUCUCUGCAGCUCAUAUUCAUACAAGAGUGGCUCCUGAUUUCUGACUGACCACACUUGAUACUGAACUUAAAAACUGACCCUGGAGGGACAACUCUAGCUGUUAUGAGGUCUAACCCUAACCAGAGUGGGGAGAGUUGAGGGCUCCUACCAAGGAAGGUCCACUGAUUUUGAGGCUCGCUCUCACAAGCCAGGUUUUUGCUAGAACAGAUGACAUGGCCCUGUCCAUGUGAUAGGAUUGUAUUAAAAAUUGUUUACUUCUACAUAUCCUGUUUACAGUGGGGGUGAGGGGAACGAGCCACGUUCCUGGAGAACUUUGAAAUGCGUUAGCUACAUCAACCUGCAAUGGAGGUCUGCACCUCCAGCAUCACACCGACACGGGCUUGGCUGUAAUACCACAGCUGUAUUCCGUAAGAUGGGCUCAGUAGGCUGGUUAGAGAAGGAGUCAGACUAGCUUCCCCGGUGUUCUCCUGCUGCUGUGUUUAAGGUUCAGAGGGGCUGGUGACAGCUAGACAGUGGUCCCCCCUUUAGUCUUCCUUUACUCCUCAGGAUCCAGCUCCGUAACAUAUCAGGAGGCUCCCAGAGCCUGUGUGGAGCAAUAAGAGACUUUAACAAAAGUUACCAUCUUUGUGGAAUUCCUCAUUGGUGUAAAUCUUCUCCAUGUGCAGGAUCUACUCUGGGUUUAAGCCUGCCCAGGGACAUGGUGCAGCUGCAAAGAGAACAGCCAGCUGCAAUGGAGGCAAAACAAAUCCAAAUAUACUAAGUUUAAUGUACAAAGGCCAUGAUAGUGGGGAACACAUUGCUGCUUUGUGUGGUUUCCUCCUCUAACCACACUGCCAAAGCAUGUUAGGCAAAACCCUUCCCAGGGGCUACUGGUGUUACUGUUGCUGUAAAGCCAAUCUCCCUUUCCCUCUGGAGUUGGGGUGGUGCCCUUCAGAGACUUUUCUCUAGAAGACCAAUCAAGCACUUACCCCAUUCUUCAGCAUCCACCCCUACAUCAUCAUCUGUAGCUGGAUCUAGCCCAUGCUGCUCAAAUUCCCCUCAAGCUGUGUACUACAUAUUGCAUUGUAGCCAACCAACUUUCUUGGAGACCCCGGUCUUUUUAUUGAAGCAAUUCAGAUUUGAGGCUUGGCUGCAGUCCCCGGGAGCUGGACUUUGUGUUUCUUCUGAUGCUUGGCAACACUAGUUUGUGUGGCUGAACAAAGCAAAUUACUUGGCAUUCAGAUUUAUCCAUUCCUUCCAUGUUGCAAGCAAUCCAUCUCCGGCUGGCGCCCCUGGCCAUAGUUCCUGGAAAUCAUUGCAUAGGCUGUUCUGUUCUCUACACUACAGUGCUAGCUAUUACCUAUGUAAACUGGGGCCUGCUUACCUUGUGCUGCCCGUUUCCAUGACUGCAGUGUGAAAUGACGGCCUGCCACUUUCCUGAAACAACCAGUGACAAAGCAGUUACACCAUUCUGGUCUAAAAGCAUUUUCACACUUUUUAGAGUCAGAGUGGGCGGGGAGGCAGGGUGAACAGCACAGUAGGAAGUGGCCUCUUCUAACUGCAACCUGACAAAUUCCAUCUUCCUGCAGUUUGCCGUCUCAAUGCUUUUAACUCUAAGGUGUGGCUCCCAGAGGGAUUGGUGGUUGGAUAUUUAAUGCAGCUUCUCUCCUGAACUAGGUAGAGUGGGAAGGCUUAAACCCAGACUCCAAACUAAAGUUACUUCAUGAUACUAGUUAAUAAAUCUGUAUUUUUCUUUUUUGCACAGAAGCUGGUAAUCUAGGACCUAUGUGUGAACUUUAUAUAAAUAUUUUUUGUACUUGGUUUACUUGGGUUGGUAUGAGACGUAUUUAAGUUCCUUGAACACUGUGGAUACCCUGAUGUGUAUGAAUGGCAGAGGCGUUGUAAAUUAAGAGACGUUUGUGUGAAUAAAGCUAUUUGAUGGGGUUGAAAAGCCAUACUCAAUUUGAAA